Molecule: messenger RNA, 2309 nt
Organism: Durotheca rogersii
Lineage: Eukaryota; Fungi; Ascomycota; Sordariomycetes; Xylariales; Xylariaceae
Exons: 5
Coding region: 1-1983 (660 amino acids)
Source: RefSeq, a predicted model, not a curated record
AUGUCGUGGAUAAAAUCCUUCAACGCCGCCCUCUUUGGGCUGGCAGCCCUCUCAAGCAUCGCCAGCGCCGCGCACUACGACGUCACGGUUGGCAAAGGCGGCCAGCUCAAAUUCGAGCCCGAGGCGCUAACGGCGCACCCGGGCGACACGGUCACGUACCGCUUCUUUGCCAGGAACCACGCCGUCGCCCAGUCCACGUUCGACAACCCGUGCCAGUUGCAAGAGCACGGAAUCUUCUCGGGCUUCACUCCCACCGACUCGCCCGACGUAGCGGCGCCGACGACUUUCACCAUCACCGUCAACGACACGAAGCCCUUGUGGUUCUACUGCCCGCAAGUAAAUGGGAACCAUUGCCAGAGCGGGAUGGUGCACUCCAUCAACGCGCCGUACUCGGGAAACACAUUCGACGCCUACAAGGCGAAAGCCCAACAGGCCGCGACCCCCAGCACGCCGCCCGUCGGGACCCUGCCCGUGGGUGGUCUGCGGAAGCUCCGCAUCGAUGUCGGGUUCAACGGGGACCUAGUCUUCAACCCGAACAACAUCACCGAGCUCGUCGGCACCGUUCUCGAGUUUAACUACAACCCAGCGAACCACUCGAUCGUGCAAUCCUCCUUCGACAAGCCGUGCCAGCCGCUCGAGUCCGCCGACGGCGGCCGGGGCUUCGCGGCGCCCUUCUUCGCGACGCAGCAGGCGCCGUCGGGCGUGACCUUCGAGGUGGCCGUGGCCGACGACAAGCCGAUCUGGUUCUACUGCGCGCAGACGGCGCGGACGCACUGCCAGGCCGGCAUGGUGGGCGCGGUCAACGCGCCCGCCGAGGGCGACCGCACCUUCGACGCGUACCGGCGGCUCGCCGCGCAGGCGCCGCCGAGCGCCAUCCCCCCGCACACCCCGCUCGCCGGCACCCUCAAGGUCAACGGCACCGUGGUCGCCGACGCCGGCGGCGCCGUCCUCGACGCCGGUGACGCCGCCCUCGACCCCUCCCUUGGCGGCGCCGCCCCCCCGCCCCCCGGCACCGACUACCCCCCCUACAUCGGCGGCAUGGCCGGCGGCAACCAGCCCGCGCGCUACGGCUGGGGCCCCACCCUGUCCGACGACGCCGCCGCCAUCCUGCGCGACCUCCACCGCCUCAGCGACGCUCUCGUCCUGCACCUGCUCGAGGGCUACGUGCGCCUCAGCACCGGCCAGGGCCGCUGGGCCGGCGCGUACCCGUCCUCGCUCACGCGCACGCUCGGCUCGCUCGCGGCGCAGAGCCUGAUCCACCGGCGCACGUACGCGGACGCGCUGCGGCACUACGAGCGGCCGGCCGUCGGCGCGUGCAAGUACCGCAUCAGCGAGCGCGACGACGAUGGGGUCGACUCCUGGCUCGACGACGUGCUGCGGCUCCUCGCGCUGUCGGUCGGCGCGAAGCUCGACGCCGUCGGCACGCUCGCCGCCGUGCACGGCAGCGCCAACGAGUCGGCCACGGCCGCCUGGCUCGUGCCCGCGCUGGCCUCCGAGCUCGGCGCCCAGACCCGCGUCGCCGCCGUCCUCAACCUCAUGCAGGGCCACGUCGCCGCCGCCGCCCCCCGCGAGGUCCUCAUCCCCCACGAGCUCGCCCUCGCCUACGUCGUCGACAAGUACGUCGUGCCCGGCAGCUGCGAGUCCGCCGCCGGCGACGACACCAAGAGCCUCCCCGCCAUCGUCAUCAAAGAGCGCAAGGUCGCUCCCGGCACCGGCGGACGCCUGCUCGGCGUCGUCGUCGAGCGCCCAGCUGAUAACAAAGAUGAUAACCUGUGGGCGGCCUGGAUCGGACAGUGGGGCGGAGCGGAUGGCGUUGCCUAUACACCCGUAGCGGCCGACGGCACGGCUGCCGUACCCGCCGGCCUCUCCGGUCAUGUCUGGCUCGUGCUAACGACGGCCAAGGACAUACCCAUCGGCGAUGUCGCGGAUAAGGCAGUGGCAGGACCCGAGAUGGUCUGGGUCGCCCAGCAGUGGGUUAUUUAGAUACAUGACGUGUUGAAAUCGUGGGGCGUUUGGGAUGUAUCACCGGGGAUGUGUUGGCUGGAGCGUAAUGUCUACUAUGACAUCGAUGUUCUAAACAUGAUUGUCGCAACGUUCAUUUUCCUUAUAUCUUUUUUGGUCUAUACCACGGCAUGUUUGGGGAGUUGGGGCAAUAGAGGGGGAGGGAGGGAGCAUCGAUUUCGUGCUGUCAUUUCAAGCCCAUGAUACUAAAAUAAAUACAUCACCAGUCUCUGUUUCCGAUUAUUACCUCGGCAACAUGGUAUCAGUUACCACUCGCUGAAGAGGUCUUUCUUAUGGCUAGAAACAGA